AUGAUUUGUCUAAUUAUUCAAAAAGACAUUGUGAAUUCUUGUGCUAAAGAAACGUUGAAAGCAAUUGUUGAAGACUUAAACAGAGAUUACUUUGGAAUAUUAGUUGAUGAGUCUAAGAAUGUCUCUCAUAAAGAACAAAUGACCCUUGUUCUGCGAUAUGCAAACAAAGAGGGUAAGCUUAUUGAGCAAUUUCUUAGUGUUAUUCAUGUUAAAGAUACAUCUGCACGGUCACUGAAAGAUGCAAUAUGUUCUUUGCUUUUAGAUCAUAAUUUGAGUUCUUCUCAUAUUCGGAGAAAAGGUUAUGAUAGAGCUAGUAACAUGCAGAGAGAACUCAAUGGUCUUAAAACUUUGAUUAUGAAAGAUACUCCUUCGGUAUAUAGUGUACAUUGCUUUGCUCAUCAAUUACAAUUGACUCUUGUAGCUGUUGCAAAGAAGCAUCACGAGGUAGAUCAAUUUUUUGAUAUGCUCACUAACGUUUUGAAUGUUGUUGGAGGAUCUUUUAAGCGCAGGGAGAUGCUUAGAGAUGAUCAAAUAAAAAAAUUAAAAGAAUUAUUAAUGCUCGGUGAAGUUUAUACAAGAAGUGGAUUGAAUCAAGAACUUGGACUUUAA
This is a messenger RNA of Capsicum annuum, 609 nucleotides long. RefSeq names its product zinc finger MYM-type protein 1-like. NCBI's taxonomy places the organism in Eukaryota, Viridiplantae, Streptophyta, Magnoliopsida, Solanales, Solanaceae. The transcript has a single exon. The coding region runs from base 1 to 609 and encodes 202 amino acids. The record is from RefSeq and is a predicted model, not a curated record.